CGGCUGUACGGAAUUGCGCAUUCACUGCUAGGGCAACUUCUAUACUAAUUUCACCCCCAAGUUGCCCCAUACCUCCAUCUCAGUCUUGAGACUUUUUUCUCAGAGGCCAGCCAAUACCAGUCGGAGGGCAACGUGCGAUUCUGGCACGUUGAUAGACAGGCGGCUUUUACGGCGGCCGGCCCUGGUUUCCUUUGGCCUCAGAUCACGCAAGUAUCCCGCAAUACUUGCUCUUGCUUCCGCAGACCAGUACAUACUGCCGCGUGCAACUAUUGCCUGCUGGCCGCGUAAUCGGCAAUAUGACUACCAUGCAAAAUGCGAGGCCCGUAGGCCGCGCGAGGGCGGAUAGUCUGUCCCGCAUGUUGGAGUUGGAGCAGAAAUACAAGCUGCAGCGUCUCCAAGACAAUGACUCAACACCACCCCUCAUACCGCUUGGACGUGCCAAUACAAGAUCAGCAUCUUCCGCACAGCCAGAUCCGGCACUGAAAGCUCGGCGUGCAAGUGCCCACCCACCAGUCUCCCACCAAAACACACACAUGAUCAUGAAAACCAUCCGCAGGAACUCCGGCCUGCCGCCGCUUUCAAUAUCUGUGCCCCCUUCCUUGACCUCAACCUCCGUCUUGGCCGUGAGAGCACGUGACCCAGAAGCAGCCUUCCACGCACUUGGUUCCCCAGGAAGCCGGCCAACGGACACUUUGGAACGAGGCAAGACUGUAACGUUUUCAGAACCAGAAGAAGACGACGACGACGCAUCUGAUCAGUCAUCUAUAUGCCAGUCGCCAAGUUGGCAAGUCUACGGACAGAAGAAGCAAAAGUCAAAGAAAGGCGAGACUGCGCAAAAGAAGAAACAGCAAGAACGACAGGGGAAGGCGCUCAAGGAUUCGGCCAAAAAGAGGCUCAACAAAGUUGGUCCUCCGAUCAAUCCUGAGGUUCGGCCCGCACAAUCCGAUCGAUCUGUUUCGGCACCUGAACUUGCUGGAGGUCAGAAACCUGGCGACAGGCUUGUUAAUCGUUCAACCAGCCACUAUCCUCCAGACUCCAUGACAAACCACCAUAACCAUCCAAGACAACCUCCAGCAGAGGCCAACACAAAACCAAAGAGUAAAGGUUUAUUCUCAAGCUUUCGCUUUUCCAGUAGCAACACUCCACCUGCGCAAAAGGUCCAGGUUGAAGAUUCAAACAACAGCAUGGAGGACGCCGGCUCUUUUAGAAGCGUCUCGGCUUUUCCAGAGCAAAUGCAAGGGCUCAGAGGUGACACGGCUUUUCUAAAUCCUCGCAAACCACCUUCAAUCAUGUCGACCCAGUCUACCUCAACUCAAUCACAAUCUUCACAGGAGCGACAAGCUGGGAAAAGUCGUAAGUCUUUCGGCCACGGUCGAAGCAAUUCUUUACUUGCCAAGAUUAGGGGACCUUCCUAUCUAUAUGCGAAGAGUUCCGAGCCCACUGAGGAGGAGGAGGAGGAGGUGGUGGUGGCGAGUCAGCAGCCUGAGAGUUUGGGUCAUUUUGGAGCAAGACCAAUACAGUUGGCACACAGCCAAGAAUUAAAUCAACCGGCGCUUGCGGCCCAUGUCAUUCAAAAAACAGAAGUCCAGCAUGUGAAUAUCACUCGGGGCAGGCAGGCUUUAGCGCACAUUAUUCAGCCAAGAGAUUCUAGUAGCGACUACGAGGACGCGCGCGUUACUGACUCCUGUCGUCAGCAUCAUGUCCAGCCACCGGUAUCAGACGCCCCGAUUGCCAAUGAAGGCCGGCGUCGACCGCCAACGCAUGUCGGACAAACCAGAUCUCAACACCAAGAUCUGAUUACAGUGCCGCCACCGAUUCAAGCAAACAUCCAAACCGAUGACCAAAAUAAUCGCGUCAGGGAGACUAGGCGCAACUUCCCGUCUCUGAACCAGCCAAAGAUGCCAAUCUAUCACCAAGUGGCCGUGCUCGAGCACCCAACACCAACGAUUAGCCCUGAAAGUGACAAAAGUUAUGCGACUGUAUACACAGAUGCUGUCGAUCGACUGUCUGAAAGUCACAGCCCAUAUAUAGAGCACGUCCCAUUUUCUUCAUCUGCUCAGACGUCUGUGACUCGACCAGGCUCGAGCACGGAAGACCGUGGUAAGCUCGAGUCGCCAUGUAGACCACCCGAAUCUGCUGUGCCGCAAAUCGCAGAAUUGAAAGAAACAAGUCGUGCGGGCUCUCAGGAUGCCGGUGUCAUCAAAAGAUCUAGGAGAUCUCCUAAGAAGCUUGUGACGUCUAUUGAUCAACAGUUACAGACGGCAGAAAGCCAAGCCGAGCCACAACAUCACACGCGGCAGAAAUCGGCAGACUACUUCGCCUUUAUCUCGGAGUCAUAUGCGCCACCAUCACUGGAACUUCGUUCGCCCAUUGAAGAAGAUUUUCGCUCAUUUCACAGUAUGGAGGAGAAGAUGACGGAAGACGAAUACGGAGAUAUUGACUUGAUAUGGACUGAAACGACGAGCCAAGGCCCAAAAGAUGGAGUCGAGGAUAGCAGUAAGGCUAUCGGAAAGCCAUCACAGACCGACUCAUUGCAAGAUGACAGGCUUUCAGAAUCCUGUGACUCCCCAACUCUCUCUGCUCAUGAUGACGUCUCAAUAAAGGUAGAAGAUAAGGCGCAAAUUCCCGGUCCUUCUCUUGAGGAAGAACCAAGUCAAAGCGUUUCGGAAAGGUCAUAUUCUUCAACAUACAACGAUCCAUUUUAUUCGCCUUCUACCGCGACCACACCUGAUAUUUCACGGCCUCAAUCGCAAGCAGGCGCAUCUGUUGACGAGGCAAGACCGAUGUCCAAUAGCGUCAGUAAUGGGUACGACAAAACGAUCAGGAGGUUGCAUCGCUCCAAAGUAUUGGAACUAUCCCAACGAUCUGCAAACCAGGUCACCUUGGAGCGAGGCGCUCCUCCUAACAGAAAGACAGGCUCGAUCAAAUCGGAAGACAGUCAUAAUGGUACACCGACAUCUCCCCAACCCAAGUACAUAGCUCAGAGUCCGUCAAUGAAAGAGAUAGAGAUGCUCAAAGAGGGUUCAGAAAUGCCAGAGGAGAUGGCAGAGAUCACACCGAUCGCAAGACGACAGCAUCUACCGCCUAAAGCUCAUUCUGCCAUCGACCUUGGCGAAAGUGUCUCUUCAUUUCCCGGGAAAAACUUGUCCAAAUAACAGUUCAGCUUCUCAAGGAUCAGCAGACACUUCUUCAUCAGGAGCAUACUUGCAAGAGGCUCGAAAAACGGCACCAACAACGAACGUCUCUACUCGUGCACUCCG
Molecule: messenger RNA, 3260 nt
Organism: Truncatella angustata
Lineage: Eukaryota; Fungi; Ascomycota; Sordariomycetes; Amphisphaeriales; Sporocadaceae
Exons: 3
Coding region: 297-3155 (952 amino acids)
Source: RefSeq, a predicted model, not a curated record